AUGCGGCUCAACACCACAGCAGUUGCCGGCCUUGCUGCGCUCUCCCUAGCCGCUGCAGAGCACCAGCAUCAUCACCACCACCACCACCGCAGGGUCCAUGACCAUGGCCACGCCAACAACCUCGCCGCCAGGUCGCUUAACCUAGCGGGCCAGACGGUCACAAUCGUAGACCACACACGCACCAAAGCCACCUCGCUUCCCGAGAUUGUCGUCUUUGUCGACAAGCAUGGCACGCCCGUGACCACCGCGGAGGCCACGGUCGUCCUCGUCCCGCCCACCAGCAGUGCGUCGGCGGCGGGCCUGGCAGCGCAUCAGGCCUCCGGAACCCGUACGGUGACUGGAGUGCCGGCAGCUCCCACAGGUGGCGCGCCGCCCCAAGGUCCCGGCUCGCCCGUCAAUAAUGCCACGGGCUCUGGUCUCUUCGGAGUCGCGUACGCGCCCUACAACGCAGACGGGGGUUGCAAGUCGGCCACGCAGAUCAUGCAGGACUUUGGCGUCAUCGGCAAGACUUACGGGUUCGUGCGUGUGUAUGGUAUGGACUGCAACCAGAUCCCCAACGUCUACGCCGCCGCCAAGGCCAACAACCUCAAGGUGUUCUUCGGCAUCUUCAGCCUCGACAACCUGGGCGACCAGGUGGCCACGCUGGUGCAGGGCAUCCAGAAGGACUGGUCGAUCGUCGACACGGUCAGCAUCGGCAACGAGCUGGUCAACAACGGGCAGGCGUCCCCGCAGCAGAUCCUGGACGCGCUCAAGAGCGGCAGGGCGCUGCUGCAGCAGUCGGGCUGGACGGGCCCCGUGGUGACGGUGGACACGUUCGUGGCCGUGCUCGCGCACCCGGAGCUGUGCAAGGCGAGCGACUACUGCGCGUGCAACAUCCACCCCUUCUUCGACCCCAACACGGCUCCGGGCCAGGCGGGCGUGUUCGUGGCCAACCAGGUGCAGAACAUCCGCAACAAGCUCGGCGACCCGUCGGCGCGGGUGCGCGUGACCGAGUCGGGCUGGCCGUGGCAGGGGUCGGCCAACGGGCAGGCGGUCCCCGGCGUCGACCAGCAGGCGGCGGCUAUCAGCAGCAUCCGGGCGGCCUUCGCCAGCAACCCGCAGGACAUGGUGCUCUUCUCGGCCUUCAACGACCUGUGGAAGAAGGCGGACCCGCCGACGUUCUAUGCGGAGCAGUACUGGGGGAUAGGAACUGCCAAUGCUCCGUCUGCGUGA
Messenger RNA from Diaporthe citri, 1212 nucleotides. RefSeq lists its product as uncharacterized. Lineage: Eukaryota; Fungi; Ascomycota; Sordariomycetes; Diaporthales; Diaporthaceae. Gene Ontology annotation, biological process: carbohydrate metabolic process; cell wall organization. Gene Ontology annotation, molecular function: 1,3-beta-glucanosyltransferase activity; glucan endo-1,3-beta-D-glucosidase activity. Bases 1 to 1212 code for a protein of 403 amino acids. The record is from RefSeq and is a predicted model, not a curated record. The transcript has a single exon. Gene Ontology annotation, cellular component: fungal-type cell wall; cell surface; extracellular region.